Messenger RNA from Haliotis rubra (blacklip abalone), 2596 nucleotides. RefSeq names its product cell wall protein DAN4-like. The record is from RefSeq and is a predicted model, not a curated record. The coding region runs from base 149 to 1105 and encodes 318 amino acids. The transcript has 5 exons. Lineage: Eukaryota; Metazoa; Mollusca; Gastropoda; Lepetellida; Haliotidae.
CCCUCUCCCGUGUCAUGUGAGUGCACUCAUGUCAACAUGUUGCCCUCUACUGUGUCGUCACAUUUUACUCAUUUAAAGUCCUCACGGAUUCAUUCACACAAAAUGGACGUAAUGCCUGGUUUUGCAGUUUCCGAUUCUGAUCAAGGUUAUGAAAGAACGCUAUAUCUCGAUGACGAUUGUGGUUUUCCUCUACGCUCUGAUAAAGUUGUUGACAUUGCGGAAGGUAAUAAACUAUACACAUCGUGCAAACCUGGGAGAAAUAUUAAUAUCCUUGUUGUGUUUGGUAUGGGAGUGGAUGAAGUUUUCCUUGCUGGUGCUGACUGACAUGGCAGGGUUCCUGUUCCUGUGGGGGGUCCUCCUCCUGACACCAGGGUCGUGUACAUCAGCCACUACGUCGACUACCACCCCGACAACCUCUUCUAUCCGAGGGACACCAUCACAGGGAUCACCCACCCCAAGCAGCAGUGGAAUCAGCAGCACGUCAUCUUCGACAUCCGAAAUCAGUUCCGUCACAACGACGUCACAUACGACAUCCGACACCAGUGCAAUCACCAGGUCGUCAUCUACGACAUCCGACAUUAGUGCAGCCACUACUCCAUCAUCUACGGCACGCACUACCCAGUUAUCCACCACGUUCGACGACCAAAGCACGAGAGUGUGCAUACGUGAAUCAUCUGCUGGUGAUGGAGCUGGUAUAUCAGCAGCUGAAGUCGCCGGCAGUGUUGUAGCGGCUGUUGUUGUUUCUGCCUUCGUUUCGUCCACUAUCACCUACUACAUCAUCAGAAGGAAAUAUCGAGGGAAGCCGGUUGACGAACGGAUGGCUGAAACUACUGGGGGAAGUACCACCAACACUCUGCCGGAAGAAACAGACGGCCCCGUGACUGCCAAGCCGCACUGCCCCGAUACACACGUCCCUGUCUACAUCGGUGUAGAUAUUGCUGUAGAGAAGGGUCCUCUACAUGCCUACGACUCUGAAACCAGGAAGACAGAGCUGGAUGAUAUCUCAGUAAUUGACCUGGAUCAUUCGGAAAGGCUAGUGUUUGCGUACAACCCUCUAACCAUGGCUGGAGAAAAUAUGGAUGAUCCUCCACAGUCCGAGCUCUGACCCGACACAUAGUGCUCAACGCGUCCUCCAUCGGUACCCCAAACCGCAAAAUGACCUUGUAUACGUGAACUGCGCCUUGCGCUGGUGUCCACACGGGAGAGUUGAAUAGACACGAUUUAUUGCUAAAGGUUAAUGUUUCCUUCACUCAUUCCAGGUACAUUUAUUUCCGUCAUUAAAGUCUUUGUUUUCUAUGCUGCUUUGGACUUGUAAAUAAAUAUACCUUGCAGUUCCCCAACUUGGUGUGAAGUCUUUCGGGUAUCACAUACCAAUGCUUUUUGUACCAUGUGCGAAUCUUCAUUUGAUAUGUAAAAUAUUAUUUUCAUGUUGUUACUUUCUUGGAAUCAUGUAUAACUCCAUCAGGUUAUACGUCGCUGUGGUAGGUUCUCCGGGAGCUUGUGGAUUGCAUUUUCCCGUGAUUGUUGUGAGAGCCUUUCCUUGAGGACGACUUGGUUAGUUUUUUCUAACAUUAUAAAGCACAACCGACUCAUGGUGUAAUGGUCAAAAGUAUGAUUUUUACUUUUUUUGUAAUGUCCCAUGUAUUUGUUAUCUGUUACUCCUAAUUCGUUUUUGUAUCAGAAUUCUAAUUUCAAAUUCAUUUUCUUUAUCACCUUAAUUUGUAUUAACAAGAACGAUGUUUUUAUGGAUACACAGCUACUUUAUUGCAAUGGCUGCUACGUUUCGGUGUAGAUUGCUUGAUAACGGUGUUAGAUUCUUAACCAAAACGUUGCAUCCACUGUCAUCAUACCAGCUUCUAAAAACCACUCAGUGAAGUUGAUUUGUAAUGCUGUAUGUGAUUUAAAGUCAGGGUAUAAACAAGUCAUGCAGUGGUGAGCGAUCUUCAAGUUCAGAAGCCUUGUGAUACUACCCUGAAAUAAUGGUGAGUCUCCUUUGGCAUACCGACCUAUCCUGUUGUUUAAAUUACAAUUACUGUUCUAUAUGAGAAACUGUGUGAUAAUUUCCUUUUGUUGUUGAGGGUGUUAGUCCAAAUUUGUAAACAUGUGCUUCCUUGUUUACUGGUUCAGUGUUAACCCUUUAUCUCCUUACCUUCAGAGUUGUUAUGUUUAUAUUGAUAUGGUUCAUGCCGCGUUUUAUUCAUUCAAGAUAGUAAUAUCAGGAGUGAGUGAGUGAGUUUAGUUUUACGCCAAACUCAGCAAUAUUCCAGUCAUAUAGCGGCGGUCUGUAAAUAAUCGAGUCUGGACCAGACAAUCCAGUGAUCAACAGCAUGAGCAUCGAUCAGUAAUAUCAGGAAUUUCAAGACAUGUUUAAGGUAAUUUGAAUGCUGUGUACGAGGCACGCAAGGUUUAUGAAGGUUCGUUCAGUUUUCAGCCAAACUAUUACUACCACGUCUUGUCUUGUAAAAAACAUAAGGAAAGCAAAGACAGAAAGAAGCAUUUCAUUCAAGGCUUGCCUGCUUUGCAGAUUGUAUAGUGUUCACAAUAAGAAACGGGCCUUAAAAUGCCAUUGCUCUUUGAAUAAAGACGAUCAGUGGUA